CCAUUCUCGAAUAUUCCGCCCUGUGGUUUCCUGAGCCUCCUCUUAUAAAUAUAAAGGCAGAACCGGGGUCCCGGGGCCUCCGGGAGCAGUGAGCCCAGCAGUCCGCAGGCCAGCUCUGCUUGCCCACCAAGAGGAUGACGGUCUCCGCAGCUGCCCUCUCCUUCCUCAUCCUCGCUGCCACCCUGGGGUCCCAGGCCCGGGUCCUGUACGAGGCAAGAGAACCCAUCAUGGCAGUGGAUCAAUUUAACCCUCCAGUAUUUCACGAAAACUCAUUCCAACCCUCUGACUGCUGCCUCUCCUACACCCCACGAAACGUCCGUUGUUUAUUCAUGGAAGAUUAUUUUGAAACGAGCAGCUGGUGCUCCCGGCCAGGUGUCGUCUUUCUCACCAAAGGGGGGAGACGUAUCUGUGCCGACCCCCGCAAUGGGCAAGUUCAGAAUUGCAUGACGGACCUGAAAUCAGACCUAAAGAUCACAGAAAGGCUGGGAAGAAUGGAAAUUUCUUGAGGAGAAGGAAUGCAAGACACCACCCCACCUCCAACUCGCUUCUCCCAACUACUGCCUGGGAGUUUCCUAAUUACUUUUUUAAAAAUUAUUGUUCUGUUCUGCAUCUAAUAAAAAGCAUUCAAUUCAACUUCA
Choloepus didactylus (southern two-toed sloth) is the source of this 638-nucleotide messenger RNA. RefSeq names its product C-C motif chemokine 23-like. The coding region runs from base 135 to 506 and encodes 123 amino acids. The record is from RefSeq and is a predicted model, not a curated record. NCBI's taxonomy places the organism in Eukaryota, Metazoa, Chordata, Mammalia, Pilosa, Megalonychidae. Gene Ontology annotation, biological process: cellular response to interleukin-1; chemokine-mediated signaling pathway; lymphocyte chemotaxis. The transcript is spliced from 4 exons. Gene Ontology annotation, molecular function: CCR chemokine receptor binding; chemokine activity. Gene Ontology annotation, cellular component: extracellular region.